CAAAAGUCCACCAGGUCAGGACGGAAUAAUUUACAGUCAGAAUGAAUGUUCAGAUGUCAGGUUGGCUGUUUCUGGUAACUCUCUCGUUGUUUACAUGGAACACAGUUGCCUGGUUACAGGAAAGGUUAGACAGAUCGAAUGAUUUCGAGGAAUGUUACGGAGUGCAUGCUUCGAAUAUAAGUGGAAAACUACCUUUGGCAGAAAAUUCAUUCGAGAAAAGAUGCACAGAUUUAUUAAUACCUUUCGACACAUCUCGUAAACGUAUUGGCAAUUUUACCGCAAAAGAGAUCAAUUAUAUUCAGAGUAUAUUUAGGAAAAUAAACAGCGAAACUUAUAAAAUUCACCGAAACCGGGUACGAAGACAAGUUCCUCUUUUACCAAAUAGUCCAAAUAAUAUUUGGAGAUAUAGACAGGAAGUAAGAACCAAUAAUGGAUAUCAUUUCAAUUUAUAUGCAAUCAGAGUCAGGGAAUUGAAAGCGACCGGCCAAUAUGAUAUAAUAGCCAAUAUCAACCGAGUGUCAGUAUCCAAGGCUUACGUCGGCAUCAAUUUCCUUCCAUGGCAUCGUCUUAUACUGCUUGUAUUGGAAACUGCUCUUGGUGUUCCUAUUCCAUACUAUGAUUCAUCCUUAGACCAUGAGAUGGAAGAUCCGACCAAUUCUUGUGUGUGGGAACCAAGAUAUUUUGGAGAAGGUAUUGGUCCCGUACUUCAAGGGAGGUUUGCCAACUUUAUAACUCCCGCAGGACCACUGUUCAGAAAGAUUAACGCCGGUGGUGUUUUGAUAUCGAGGCCGAUGAUAAUCAGUCAUGUGUGGUCACAGAGAUACCUAACUGAAAUAUCAACGCCGACAGCAAGAUACAAAUCUAACUUAGAAGGUCAAAGCAACAACGUUCAUUACUGGAUUAACGGUAUUAUAUCAAACUUAGCUUUAAGUGCUUACGAUCCAAUCUUCUUUAGCCAUUAUGCCUUUAUCGAUUAUAUAUGGGAUAUUUUUAGAACGGUUCAAAGUUCAAAAGGAAUAAACUCGGAAACAGAUACUGGGACAAAGUAUCCACCAGGUCAGAACCCAAGCGAUUCAUCGGAUUUAAAUGGUCUCCUAAACUCCGAAGGGUACAGUUUUAAGACGUCCAAUUUGGUAUCCUAUCGUCGAUGGGCACAGUGUCCUUCCUGUGACAUUUCCGACGAUGUCUAUUGUGAUAAAGUUAGAUGGGUUUGUGUUUCUCGACAAAAACCUAUUCCGUCAGCAAUUCCACAACAAAUUGCAAUCCACCAAACCGACAGACUAGCAAGUAUAUCCGCAUUAAAGGAUGGUAAAUUCGGACCACCAUUUACACCAUUUGCCAACGAUUCCCGAACAAGGGGAGAUGCCGUGCAAGCCUCGCAAAUGGAGAAGGAUAUAAUUAAGAAAAAUCAGAAAUUUAGAGUGUCUUAAUGAUGACAAUUUGACUUUAAUUUUUUUUGGUUCUACUAUGCGUUUAAUUUUAUAAGGGGAAUUAAUGGAUUUAUGUUUGUCUUCUGAAAUAUGAAGUCUAUCAUUUUUACGAACAACACCAAAUUAAAGUCACUUUCAAUGUA
Molecule: messenger RNA, 1573 nt
Organism: Mytilus trossulus (common blue mussel)
Lineage: Eukaryota; Metazoa; Mollusca; Bivalvia; Mytilida; Mytilidae
Product: tyrosinase-like protein 1
Exons: 4
Coding region: 42-1430 (462 amino acids)
Molecular function (GO): oxidoreductase activity
Source: RefSeq, a predicted model, not a curated record